AUCUCAAUGCCUAAAUCUUCAAAUUAUUAUUAUGCUGUUCUAAUUAGUCACACUCCUGGUGUUUAUAAUACUUUAAAAGAAUAUGGUUCUCAUAAAAACAAUCAAAAAGGUUCUUAUGCUAGAAUUGGAGUUUAUUAUGAAGAUAGAAGUAAAGAAAUUACUGAACCUUUACCUGGUGAUUUACAAACAAACAAUCGAGCAGAAAUAUAUGCAGUAAUUAGAGCAUUAGAAACUUGUGAAGAUCAAUUAAAAAUAAUUGAAAUCAAAUCAGAUAGUUGUUUUGUUAUUGAUUCACUUGAAAGAUGGAUACAUAAAUGGAAAAUAAAUGGAUGA
Cetraspora pellucida is the source of this 333-nucleotide messenger RNA. NCBI's taxonomy places the organism in Eukaryota, Fungi, Glomeromycota, Glomeromycetes, Diversisporales, Gigasporaceae. The record is from the annotation of a GenBank genome assembly.